Molecule: messenger RNA, 736 nt
Organism: Aedes albopictus (Asian tiger mosquito)
Lineage: Eukaryota; Metazoa; Arthropoda; Insecta; Diptera; Culicidae
Product: small ribosomal subunit protein eS17-like
Exons: 1
Coding region: 233-625 (130 amino acids)
Biological process (GO): translation
Cellular component (GO): ribosome
Molecular function (GO): structural constituent of ribosome
Source: RefSeq, a predicted model, not a curated record
AAAGAAAUCAAAUAAUGCCGGGAAAUAAAAACAAAUACCAUGAAAGCCUCUACUCGUGUUGUACUUUUCAUUUUUUUAUAUUUACUGUUCAAUGAAAUCUCUUUAGGUGUUAUCUUAAUAUGAAUGUAUGGUAGGCACAAAGUUUCACGAGCUAUACUCAUUCAUUGCUAUCUCAUCAACCCUUUUUCCUCACGUUUUCGUAGUGAACGACAGCAGCGAAACUUGAAUCAAAAUGGGUAGCGUUCGUACAAAGACCAUCAAGAAGGCCUCUAAGGUCAUCUUUGAAAAGUACUACACCCGGCUGACGAUGGAUUUCCACACAAACAAGCGCAUCGUCGAGGAAGUGGCGAUCAUUCUUACUAAUCCCCUGCGCAACAAGACCGCUGGUUUCGUGACACACCUGAUGAAGCGUCUGCGCCACUCGCAGGUCCGUGGUAUCUCCAUCAAGCUGCAGGAGGAGGAAUGUGAGCACAGAGAUAACUACGUACCGGAGGUGUCCGCUCUGGAGCAGGACAUCAUCGAAGUGGAUCUGAAGACCAAGGAGAUGUUGAAGCAGCUGGACUUCAACAACAUCGUUGUCCAGAUGACCAACCCGUCGGCGCAGGGCUACAGCCGUCGCAACUAAGUCUGCUGCAAGUCAAGAUCGUUGAGAUGUUCUAGAAUUUCCCACAUCCGCGUGAGAGAAUAAAGAACAGUUACUCAUUUUUUUCGUUUCCUAAUUUGAGAAAUACUUGCA